AGAUACCGUUUGACAACAAGUUCUUUGCCUUGCAGAGUGCGAUCGAGAGGUGUUUCAGUCGGUUGAAAGGAAUGUAGCGGUGCUUCAGCCGAAAACACAUCGCCAACAUGGCGAACGUGUGUCUUCAAUUCUUUGCAUGUUGCAUUCUGCACAACAUCAUCAUCGAUGUCGGUAUCCCUAUGGACAAGGAGUUCCUACGAAGGAGGGGUGAGGAAGAAAGUGGGGAAGAGGACAACGACGACAAAGAAGAAGAGGUUGCGGAUAUGGACGACAACAACAAAGAAGAGGCCGCGGAUAUGGAUGACGACAACGAAGAAGAGUCCGCGGAUAUGGACGACUUUAACGAGGCCGCGAAUAUGGAUGACGACAACGAAGAAGAGUCCGCGGAUAUGGACGACUUUAACAAAGAAGAGCUCACGGAUAUGGAUGACAACAACGAAGAAGAGCCCGCAGAUAUGGGCGAUGAUGGCACCGAUCUUCGACGCGAAGGCUCGAUAUUGUACGCUAGCCAUCGACAUGGGCAGGAUGCAGCCGAGGUUCUGCGUGGCCAUGUCUAGCGCCACACUCUCCAUAUAGCUCGUGUGUUUGGGCCGAAUGUCAGUAGGCACGGUCCAUAGUCGGAGACACACACACACACACACACACACACACAUACACACACACACACACACACACACAGAACGUGUCCGACAGUGCUUGUGAGGAGACAACAAUCCCCCAAUCUUUUUGAUGGGUUCUUCAUCAAUGUGAGUGUGACUGGUGUUUUUUUUCCAAGCAGUUAACACUUGAAAAGAAAGUACAUGACAGAAGCUCUCUCUGUCUCAUUUUUUUUUUAUAUAGUGUAGGUGCAUGUAUGUGUGCUCGUGUUUGUGUGUCCCAUGGGAACAGUAAAUGACGUGGGAGCCA
Molecule: messenger RNA, 906 nt
Organism: Chara braunii
Lineage: Eukaryota; Viridiplantae; Streptophyta; Charophyceae; Charales; Characeae
Source: the annotation of a GenBank genome assembly